AUGUUUUUGAAAAUAGCAAACGGAAAAACUUCACUCAAAUUUUACCGCCAAUUCACGACCCUUCAACCAGCUGCUUUAAACCAGAUGAUGAAGAUUUCUCUUCAAAACGGAAAACUUCAAGUUGCUCGGCAGCUCUUUGAUGAAAACCCCACAUCCCGCGAUGUUGUUUCGUGGAAUAUGAUGAUUUCUGGGUAUAUUAAAAGGAAUCACAUUGAUGUUGCCCGCCAAAUGUUCGAUGAAAUGCCUGAAAGAGACAUUGUCUCUUGGAAUACCUGGAUAUCUGGUCUACAAAGGAAACAAGAUCAGAACAGUACUUGCCUCUGUUACCUCGAGCUACAAAGAGCUGGUUUGCGACCAACUCCAUACACCUUUUCAAUAGUAAUCAGUUCACUUUUGGGUACUGUUUUCAAUGCUUUAAUCCCUCAACUUCAUGCCCAAAUUGUUUCUUUAGGUCAUUGUUCCAGUGUUUAUGUUGGGUCAGCAUUAAUGAGAGGGUAUACAGAUUUGCAGGAUCAUUCUUCUUUAUGUGGGGUGUUUGAUGAUGUAUUAGAUAAAGAUAUCAGUGUUUGGAACGCGUUGAUUUUGGGUUAUAUGGACUUGGGUUUUACUGAUGAAGCUCAAAUAGCUUUCAACAAGAUGCCUGAGAAAGAUGUGGUUUCUUGGACUACAAUGGUUGAUGGGUAUUUCAAGAACAGUGAGAUUGAAAAAGCUAGGUAUAUUUUCGAUGAGAUGGAUGUAAAGAACGUCGUUUCAUAUACAGCAAUGAUCUCUGGUUAUGUAGGAGUAGACCAGUAUUUGGAUGCUUUGGAGUUGUUUAUUCUGAUGAUGAAAUCAGGCCCUAAACCAAAUCAGCAUACAUUUGCAAGCAUUUUAACUGCCUGUGCUAAACAUUCUGAACUUCUUACAGGACAGCAAGUUCAUGCAACCAUACUUAAGCAUGGUAUAAUCAUUGAUGUUGUUUUGAUGACUGCUUUUAUCAGUAUGUAUGCCAAAUGUGGUGACAUUGAAGCAGCAUACUGUAUAUUUGAGCAAAUGCCUGGAAAAAAUCUGGUAUCAUGGAACACAAUAUUAGGUUGUCAUGCAAGGCAUGGGAGAGCAAGAACAGCUUUGGAUGAGUUUCAGAAAAUGAUCAACAAUGGAGUAAUCCCUAAUCAUAUAACUUUUAUCAACCUAUUAUCUGCUUGUGCUCAUGUAGGUCUGGUUGAAGAAGGUGAAAAGAUCUUUUCUUGCAUGGAAAAAACUUAUGGUUUACACCCUGAAAAGGAGCAUUAUGCUUGCAUGGUUGACCUGUAUGGAAGAGCAGGUUAUCUAGACAAGGCAAAGAGCUUAAUUGAUCGCAUGCCAUUUGAGCCAGACACUGUAGUGUGGGCUGCAUUGCUUGCAGCAUGUGGUUUGCAUUCAGAUUUUGAGUUUGGAAAUAAUGCUGCAGAUUCACUGCAAAACUUGGAAAAGAAUCACCCUGCUGCAUGUAUGGUGCUUUCAAAGAUUCUUGGUGAAAGAGGAGUAUGGAGUUCUCUGACAAAUAUAAAACAGAUGAAUUAUAAACACAUGAAAAAACAGAAGGCUGGAAAAAGCUUGAAGCUUUGCCGCGGUCAAGCAGAGUUGAGAGUGAUGACACCAUUCGGCUUGGCUGAGAUUUGCCAUCAACCCCCAAAAUGUUUGAAGAGUUUUGCUGAGACUGCUCGAAAGGAGAAUGAACGGAGUAAUUGGGAAGCUUGA
Spinacia oleracea (spinach) is the source of this 1719-nucleotide messenger RNA. Its product is annotated as pentatricopeptide repeat-containing protein At4g02750-like. The transcript has 3 exons. Bases 1 to 1719 code for a protein of 572 amino acids. Gene Ontology annotation, biological process: RNA modification. Gene Ontology annotation, molecular function: protein binding; RNA binding. NCBI's taxonomy places the organism in Eukaryota, Viridiplantae, Streptophyta, Magnoliopsida, Caryophyllales, Amaranthaceae. The record is from RefSeq and is a predicted model, not a curated record.